Raphanus sativus (radish) is the source of this 318-nucleotide messenger RNA. RefSeq names its product HVA22-like protein c. The record is from RefSeq and is a predicted model, not a curated record. Lineage: Eukaryota; Viridiplantae; Streptophyta; Magnoliopsida; Brassicales; Brassicaceae. The transcript has 2 exons. The coding region runs from base 1 to 318 and encodes 105 amino acids.
AUGGCCGUUCUUGAAGCUGGUGGGAAUGCUGGGCUAGUGCUGCCACAGUUUAACGGAGCAGAACAUGUCUACAGACAUUUCAUCAGGCCAUUCUACAUGAACCCUCAAAGAGCUUCCACCAAUAUUUGGUACGUUCCUCAGAAGAAGCUCAACUUCUUUCCGAAACGUGACGACGACGAUAUCCUCACUGCUGGCGAAAGUACAUGGAGAAACACGGCACCGACAAGGAUAGUUAUGAAAGAGGGAGGAGAGAGGAGAGGAGGAGGAGGAGGAGGAAGCAAUAACUACAUGAUCUUUGAUGAUGAUUAUAGGUACUAA